Messenger RNA from Hyaloscypha bicolor E, 323 nucleotides. RefSeq lists its product as uncharacterized. The annotation marks the transcript as partial. The record is from RefSeq and is a predicted model, not a curated record. NCBI's taxonomy places the organism in Eukaryota, Fungi, Ascomycota, Leotiomycetes, Helotiales, Hyaloscyphaceae. The transcript has a single exon.
CCAAAUUCGACCCAGAAGAAGAGAAAAGGAUGGCCCAGGCCUCCGAUUUCUAUACCAGGAACCCACACGUCAAAAAAUCUACGAUUGCGCGUUAAUUCAGGGUCAAAUUACGCCUCUGGAAAGCGUAUUUGGCUGGCCGCAUACCACAAAACACCAAAGGGGGCCUCAACAAGGUCCUUAAUCCUGAUCAGGAGGAGGCCCUAAAGCAAUUUAUUAAUUUUAUGAUCUAUUUAGGCCAUAGAGCUGAUCUCAAGACAGUACGGGCGGCGGCUAAUAAGAUCCUUGGGGAUAGUGCUUCCACCUACCAAGUGAACCGCCUAUAG